AUGCCUGGCAACAAGCCCAAGUUGGCACAGCUGGCCACGCCACUAACCAGCACGUUUCCUUCGGAGACGAUCUUUUCUGCUACGACUCCUCUUUCCGCCCGGCCCUUGUCUUGCAAAGAUCUUCCCAUCAAGACACCUAUCAGCCCGCCAACCGCCUACACGGACUUCCUGAAGGUCAUGUCCCUCAACUCGCCAGCCGCCUUUAAGCCAUCCACUUCUGGUGACACUACGCCCGAAUCUACUGCUGAUUCGGCGCCGUCGACCACUACAAGUGAAGAGACAGACGUCUCUUGCAAAUGUGAGCUCGAACACAAGGUUCCAGCCACCGCUCCCGCAAUUCCCCCGAGCCCCUUCACUCAGCUGCCAAUGUCUGCGCCUCCCACUGGCGCGAACUGCUUCCCGAGCCUCAAGAUCCCGCCUUCGCCAGCAGUAUCACACCUAGAUUCUCCCAUCAGCGCCAGCACUAUGCGCUCGCCAUUCAGCGCCAGAUCUGUCCACUCAGUAUUUGACUGGGAGGCAGCACUCAAGGCAAAGAGGCUAAACGACGCCAAGAAGCCGUCAAGGACGAGUGUGAAGCAUAUCCGUGAGGUUGUCACGCGGACAGUGACAUACACGCCAAGAAUGAACCCAGCGCCGAAAGGCAAGAGGAGGAAGGUGGAAUGA
Molecule: messenger RNA, 663 nt
Organism: Colletotrichum truncatum
Lineage: Eukaryota; Fungi; Ascomycota; Sordariomycetes; Glomerellales; Glomerellaceae
Source: RefSeq, a predicted model, not a curated record